This is a messenger RNA of Oldenlandia corymbosa var. corymbosa, 2465 nucleotides long. The record is from the annotation of a GenBank genome assembly. NCBI's taxonomy places the organism in Eukaryota, Viridiplantae, Streptophyta, Magnoliopsida, Gentianales, Rubiaceae.
AUGGAGGACGCAGAUGUGCCAUUAUUAAGCAAUGUAGGAUCCGGUGUUCUAAAACACAACAAAAACCAUGGUGGAGGUGAUGAAUGUUUCUUACUGGAAGCUUGGAGAGAGACGAAAGAUCUCUGGCACAUUGUUGGCCCUGCAAUUUUUAGCCUACUUUCUUCCUUCACCAUGUUUGUCAUCACCAUCGGUUCUGCCGGCCACUUAGGUGAUACUGAGUUUGCUGCCAUGUCACUUGCUUGUAAUGUCAUUUUGGGGAUCGACUACAGCUUAUUGCUAGGAAUGUCGAGUGCGCUAGAAACUUUAUGUGGGCAAGCAUUUGGGGCAAGAAAUUACAGGAUGAUGGGAAUAUAUCUGCAGCGUUCAUGGGUUAUUCUGUUUGUUUGCUGUGUCGCAAUGUUGCCCUUGUUUAUCUUCACAACACCAUUGCUGAAGCUAUUGGGAAUGUCUGCAGAGGUGGCUGACCUCGCCGGGCUGGUGGCGGUCUCUUUUAUUCCACUUCAUUUUAGCAUGGCAUUUCAGUUUCCCCUUCAAAGGUUCCUGCAAAGCCAGCUGAAGAAUGAUGUUAUAGCCUGGGCGAAUUCAGUAGCUCUUGUGGUGCAUCUGAUCUUGAACUGGUUAGUUCUUUUCAAGCUGAAGGUGGGAUUAGUUGCCAUUACACUUGCUCUAGGAGUUUCUUGGUGGGUUCUUGUGCUUGUAUUACUUGGUUACAGUGUGAGUGGUGCAUGCCCUGAUUCAUGGCCCGGAUUCUCAUUCGAAGCAUUUUCUGGUCUCUGGCCAUUUCUGAAGCUCUCGAUUUCUUCUGGUGUAAUGAUAUGCCUGGAGAACUGGUACUACCAAAUCCUAUUGCUGAUUGCUGGACGUGUUGGCAAUCCUGUUUCUUUUGAUGCUUUGACAGUUUGCAUGACCACCAAUGGUUGGGAGUUUAUGAUUCAUUGUGGCUUCUUCAUUGGAACCGGAGUCAGGGUUGCAAAUGAACUGGGAGCAGGGAAUGGAAGAAAAGCCAAGUUUGCAACCAUGGUAUCAGUGACAGAGUCAGUUGUAGUUGGUAUAAUCUUCUGGUUUGUGAUCAUGUUUUUCCACAAUCAAAUUGCAUUGGCUUUCACCAGCAGCAAACCGGUGUUGGAAGAAGUAAGCAAGCUUUCCAUAUUUUUGGCCUUCACUGUCCUUCUCAACUCUGUUCAACCUAUUCUUUCAGGUGUUGCAGUUGGAUCAGGAUGGCAAUCGUAUGUGGCAUACAUUAACUUGGGCUGUUAUUAUAUAAUUGGACUCCCACUUGGAGUUUUGAUGGGGUGGGUCUUCAGGCAAGGUGUACUGGUGAGUUUCUUCUGAUUUUCUACACCUUUGGGGAUUUUGUUCAUAAACUCAUGCAUUAAUUGUCUAAACGUACGUUACUACCAUGCGAAGGGGAUCUGGGUUGGAAUGAUGACUGGUGGAGCUGCAGUUCAGACAAUGAUAUUGGCCUUCAUCGUCAUCAAAUGUGAUUGGGACAAAGAGGUAUUGUUAUUUGAUCUUCGACAUCUUCCAUUCAAUGUGGUUUCAAAUUUUCAAUUUUCGCACCAAAUGUGAAAAACACAAGUGUCUCAAGUAUCUUUAUAGUUUAAAAGUACAACAAUUGUUGAACUUAUACAGGCAAUGAAGGCAGCCAUGCAUGUGGAGAAGUGGGCGCAUAUUGGUCUUGAGGGAUCACAGACUGAAGUUUUCAUGAGCAAACAUUAAUCAACGAAAGCAGUCUGCAGCGUAAAGUUCUCUCUCCCGAUCAAAAUGAUUGCCCAAGUAAAAAUCUAAACAUUACUUGCAAUCAUUUUGGAAUAGAGACAUUAAUUUACGAGAAUAUGAGUAUCUUUCAGGGUAUUUACAAGUGGUUCGGAGUAAAAUAUGACGUGUAAGUAACUAUUUUUAAGGCAUGGAGAGAUGGACAGUUACUAGAAGUAGCUUAGUUAGCUGGAACCGUGACAUGUUGCAAUUCAGCUUUGCAUCCCAGUAUCCCUUUAGAGGUUUCCAGCUCCACCAAUGUGAUUGCUUGGGUCAAUCUGGUGGUUCUUGUUGUUCAUUUGUCUUUGAGUUGGCUGGUAUCAAUUAAGAUAACAAAAAAGUUGAUUUUCUAUUGUUUGUUGAUAACUUUGUUGAUUUGAGCAAUUCACUUUCUAAACGAUCUUAGUUUUUCGCACACUUGGUUUUUUUUUUUUUUACAAGCAUCAUUCGUUAAAAAAUUAUAACUCAAAUUUUGAAUGGAGGAAUGAAAUUUUCUGAAUCUUUCAGAACUAACAAAAAUUCAAACAACGCAAUAUUGUCGUAUUAGACCUGUGGCAAGGGAUUAUUGAACAACCCAUCAUUUUUCCUUUUUUAUCAUCAAUAGCAAAUCUUCAUCCAAAUUUACAAUUUUAAAUGAGGAUGAUUUCAUUGGAAAGAGAUCUCCGUAUUCAAGAUUUAAUGUGGAUGGGGUGUUUUUUAUUUUGACGCGA